GACGAUGGAGAAAGCCCCUGGGGCCUGGGGCGUCGCCAUGGCCGUCGGCGUCGUUGUCCUCUCCUUCAUCGCGUGGUUCGCGAGAUGGAUCCAAGACCGACGGUUCGUACGACGAAUCGAGCGCGAUCCUGGCAGCGCCCGGCUUCCUCCGGGCUCCAUGGGUUGGCCGCUGAUUGGCGAAAUGUUCGACUUCUUGCGGUGCUUCAAGUUCUCGGGGAGGCCGGAUGAUUUCAUCGCCAGGAGGAAAGAAAGGUAUGGAGAAACUGGCAUUUAUAGGUCCCACUUAUUUGGCCAUCCGGUGAUAGUCACAUGCUCUCCGGACUUGAACAAGCAAGUUCUUGGUAGCUGGACUGAGGAGGGGACUUUUAGUACAGGUUGGCCUUCAAGCCAGCUGCUAGGAAAUGCAGUCGCAAACAUUGAUGGAGUUGUCCACAAGAGGAUGAGGAAGCUUAUGAUGCAGGCUUUCAAUAGCCCGAGAGCACUUGAUUCCCAUCUGAGUACUGCACAACCUAUCUUCAUCUCGACUUUAGAAGAUUGGAUAUCGAAAAAAAAAAUAGUUGCUUAUGGUGAAAUCAAAACUAUGACAUUUCGCAACAUCAGUGAUAUCCUGGUUAGUUUCAAGUCACCAGAACUUCUGGAUACAAUGGAACUUCUGUAUAGAGGACUUAUGGCAGGACUUCGGUCAAUGAUAAUCAACAUUCCGGGAACAGCAUUCCACCAUGCUCUUAAGUGCAAGAAGAAACUGUCCGGCAUCUUGUCAGACGAAGUGAGGAAGAGGAAAGAACUGGGAGUUCAGAAACAUGAUUUCAUGCAAAUCUUGAUUGAUUCUGUUGAUGACAAUGGGAAUAAACUGAGUGAAGUAGAGAUUGUGGACAAUAUUCUCUCACUUAUUUUGGGAGGUCAUGAAUCCACCUCUAAUGUGAUGACAUGGGGGCUUUACUAUCUGGCUAAGUAUCCUGAAAUACUUGAGAAGCUUAAGGAAGAAACUUUGUCAAUCAAGACAGGAAAGGCCAUAGAUGAUCUUCUGACGACUGAAGAUAUCAAAAGUAUGAAGUAUACCUCAAAGGUGGCAGAAGAACUAAUUCGCCUGACAAAUGUUCCGCCCUUCAUAUUCAGAAGAGUUGUGAAAGAUGCAGUUUUAAAUGGUUAUAAGUUCCCUAAGAACUGGAAGGUGCUUGUGUGGAUUCGUUCCAUUCACAUUGACUCUAAAUACUAUGACGAUCCAUUGGCAUUCAAUCCAGACAGAUGGGAUAAUUUUAUUCCCAAGCCAGGUGUUUAUUCCGUUUUUGGUGGAGGUCCGAGAUAUUGUCCAGGCAGCAACUUUGCAAGGCUUCAAAUAAUGAUGUUUCUGCAUCAUGUGUGCCUCAAGUAUAGGUGGGAACUUCUAAAUCCAGAAUCUGGUACAGCAUUUGAUCCACAUCCAAGACCAAGGGAUGGAGCUGAGAUGUUCUUCAGUCGUGCAUCUUGAGAAGAGAUACCGAUGCUCUUAAAAUUUAUUCAGCUAAUGAUAUCAAGCUGAACUUUUUCUCUUUGAGCGUUUCUGUGCUACCUGUACUUGUCGUACUAAAAGAGUGAACCUUUAUAACAUAUUAUUGGUAAAUACAUGGAUUUGGAUGUACUAAAUGGGGGAAUCUUUGCAAAAUAUUAUUGUUAAACCCACAAAUCUAGAUGUAUGCAGUCCAAUAGGAGAAAGAGAAACGUCUUGCAAAACUUC
Molecule: messenger RNA, 1714 nt
Organism: Phoenix dactylifera (date palm)
Lineage: Eukaryota; Viridiplantae; Streptophyta; Magnoliopsida; Arecales; Arecaceae
Product: 7,8-epoxymelianol synthase CYP88A154-like
Biological process (GO): brassinosteroid biosynthetic process; sterol metabolic process; multicellular organism development
Molecular function (GO): heme binding; monooxygenase activity; iron ion binding
Source: RefSeq, a predicted model, not a curated record